UAUAUUUAUUAAUAUGCAAUGCAUUCUUGUAAUAAUAAAUAUAAACUUGAUACAAAUUAAAUAAUGGAAACGAUACAGUGCGUGCCGAAUCCCACGUAAACGCAGUUCGCGGCACCGUGCGCCGCGGCCGGUCCGCCGCGCGUCGCCGCGCACCGCGUCCGCGCAGCCGAUCGAACAACGCCGUGUCGGUGGCGCCGCGACGGCCGCUUCCCGCACCGCGACACUCGCAUCUCCCGCGGGCCGCAUCCACCGCAUCCACUCGAAUCCAGUCGUGCCGUGGGGCCCACACCAUUCACGUCGAACCUUGCGCUCCGCGUACCGCUCGCCCAUAACCAAUUUGGUGGCCACAUCUGUGCUACUGCAAACGUUGUCUCGUCGCAUCGACGGACUAUACGCAUUCGCUUCAAAAACCGUCGAGGAUUUAGACGACGCGUGAGCCCGCGACCACAGUCCGGCGACGCUACGCCGUUCGCGUUUCGCCCGUUUCUGUUCCGUGAUCCAUGUAGGAGUCCCCAACGACUUGGCCGUCGCAGCGACCGUACAGUCUUUUUUACAUGGAGGAUUUAGGUGAUUCGGUGGUGCAGUGUUAGGUUAGAGGAUGCCGGCAACGUGACCCAGUGCGACCUAAUCGCUUGUUUUCUAUGGAUGUGCCCGGGCUGUGAUUCACUCUGUGCUACUCUUUAUAGUGUCCCCCCCGUGUUUACCAAAACCCAUCAUGGAUAUACUGCCGAGCGUCGACAUUUUCUCGGAGCUCCAGGACAUUCACGACACCGGCUACUUCUCCGUGCAGCCGUCCCUCGACGAUCGUUGGCAACAGACAUGCUAUGAAAUGGAAGGGUACCUAAAAGACGAACCAAAAAUGUCGUACAAGAAACUACCGUCUUCAGUAGAGAGGACGUCGUGGUACAAAGUGACCACCAUUGAGGACUACAACGAGGGUCAUCUAGACGCACUGAGUUCCGCGAGUUCACCCUGCUCGUGGGACGGCGCCCUCUCCUGUGCGGUCCUCGUCAAGCAGGAACCCAUCGACGACGAGGAAGAAGACGAUGGGUACGACAGCAGGGUGCACACGGACGGCAGCGACGCGCUGCAGCUGCGACUGGUCGCCCGCAACUCGGCGGCCACGCUGACGCCGCCCUCCAGCCCGGAAUCGGGGCCGGGCGGCGGCGGCGGCCACAACAGCAACGGCAGCUCGAGCGCCAGCGAGCUGGACGUGUGCGGCCUGCGGACGCUGAGCGCGGUGCCGCGCAACGCGAUCGUGAGGGUGCGGGCGUCCGGCGUCACCCGCUACAUCUCGGUGGUGCCGCGGGCGGCGCCCGCCAGCCCCGUGUCGUCGCCCGUUUCGACCACCGCCUCGACGAAGCACCACGCGCGCCUCGACCACUCGCCCGACUCGAAGCGGAGGAUACACAAGUGCCAAUUCAUCGGGUGCAAGAAGGUCUACACGAAGAGCUCGCAUCUGAAGGCGCACCAAAGAACACACACAGGUGAAAAGCCGUACAAGUGCUCGUGGGAGGGCUGCGAGUGGCGGUUCGCACGCAGCGACGAGCUGACCCGCCACUAUCGCAAGCACACGGGCGCCAAGCCGUUCAAGUGCCGCCACUGCGACCGGUGCUUCAGCCGCUCCGACCACCUGGCCCUGCACAUGAAGCGCCACUCCUAGACGACGGCCGCACGGGCCGCCGCCGCAUCACUGCCAGUUACCGCUACUUGUACAUAGAGGACACCAAGUUUACGUUUAUAUAAGUUUACAACAACCCUGACCCUAAGUCCCAUGUCCCCGCCCCCACCCCAAAUUGUUUUUGUUCUAAUUUGUGAUUAACCGUGCGCAGUGUGGACUUUGCUGGAGCGCAUGCGUCGCGACGGCGACCGACGCGCGGACGUCGGAAGCGGCCUUUACUGCGGUUUUAGGGUUGGUUCGCAAGGGGGCGUCAGUCGUGUUCGCUGGACGAAGUCGUUUUUUGUAAAUAAUGGUAGAUUUUUAAGAUGUUUCCAUGCUGAAAAUACGUCCGGUAUUCAAUUGUUUAUGAACUUAAAUGAAUAAAUUUCCUUU
Aethina tumida (small hive beetle) is the source of this 2053-nucleotide messenger RNA. Its product is annotated as Krueppel-like factor 7. The transcript has 4 exons. The record is from RefSeq and is a predicted model, not a curated record. Gene Ontology annotation, molecular function: DNA-binding transcription factor activity, RNA polymerase II-specific; RNA polymerase II cis-regulatory region sequence-specific DNA binding. NCBI's taxonomy places the organism in Eukaryota, Metazoa, Arthropoda, Insecta, Coleoptera, Nitidulidae. Gene Ontology annotation, biological process: regulation of transcription by RNA polymerase II. The coding region runs from base 716 to 1663 and encodes 315 amino acids.